Sphaeroforma arctica JP610 is the source of this 525-nucleotide messenger RNA. RefSeq lists its product as hypothetical. The transcript has a single exon. NCBI's taxonomy places the organism in Eukaryota, Ichthyosporea, Ichthyophonida. The record is from RefSeq and is a predicted model, not a curated record. The coding region runs from base 1 to 525 and encodes 174 amino acids.
AUGCCGGGUGGACCAGAUACUCUCACGAAUAUUUCUAUUGAUAACUACCAAGAUGUAAAUGCUCCUAAUUCAUAUCUAGUGUAUUGGUGGUACUAUCAGGGUGCGGCGGAGGCGCGUGUUGUGAUGGAAGAGUAUCUUAGCAGUUAUCCGGACGGAACAGUUGGAAUCGGGAACAUACAGUACGAUUCCAUCAAGCACGCAACCUUCAAUCCCGAUCACAAGGUCGAGUGCGAUCAGAGUGCAAAAGUCACAACAUUCCAUCAUGGCAAGGACACAAAAUCGAAGGGCUGGAUUGCUGGAAGUAUAUACAUGAAUCAGAGCACGCCGCAAGUGGCCGAUUACAUCAUCAACUUCUUCGCCUCGGAUAAAUACAAGAAUACUGGGUAUCAAACGUACAAAGGUGGGUGGGGCUUUACGCCUUUAGGCGGGCAAGUCAAAAACAUCUCCAAAAUAGACACAGCGUUCUGGGCCCGGGAAGCUCAAGUUGAACUCGAAGUAUAUAUGAACAGGGGAAGAACAGGAUGA